Messenger RNA from Micropterus salmoides (largemouth bass), 1712 nucleotides. RefSeq names its product CTD (carboxy-terminal domain, RNA polymerase II, polypeptide A) small phosphatase like 3 (gene ctdspl3). The transcript has 11 exons. The record is from RefSeq and is a predicted model, not a curated record. NCBI's taxonomy places the organism in Eukaryota, Metazoa, Chordata, Actinopteri, Centrarchiformes, Centrarchidae. Gene Ontology annotation, molecular function: phosphoprotein phosphatase activity. The coding region runs from base 132 to 1280 and encodes 382 amino acids.
CUCUCCGAGACUAAUGUGGUUGGGGCGGGAGAAAAAAAAAACAAGUAAGCAUCGGACUCAAAGCGACUUCCUUUAAUACAGUGGAGGAGUUUUGUACGUAGAUGUUAACAAGUCCCAUUUAAAGAGGAAAAAUGAGACUAAGGUCUCAAAAAACCGUUAACGUUACAGCGUGUUCGGAGACGCCGAGGAGGACCAACCGCCGACUGUCCAACAAGACAACGCCGAGAUCGACGCGCCUAUCCGUGACCGAAAGCCCACUUUUAACAAAGAGUGAAGAGACCUUGGAUCAUGACUCCCAUCACUCGGAUGACGAAAUUCCCACAAUGGCGAGGAGACCACUGCUCCGUGGCCGGGCAAGGAAGAGGGCUAUCGCUGUUGAUGACAGAGAUGCUGAUUUGGCCUUCAAGACUCCGAUCAGGUCCAUCAUGCGCCGUGAGCACAUACUGUCGGAGAUCAACACGGUGUCUCCUCAUAACACAACAUCCAGAAACAUCUACUCGCCCAUCGUGCGUUUCCUCACACCCAGCAAAGAGAAUGUGAAGUGCCCACACACCGGAAACAGUGUGUUGAUGAGCCCAGAACAAGGUGUAUUUGGGUUGGGCUCCAUUGACCUUCUGGCUGGAGAUGAGGAAGAUGACGUCUUCAAUCCCUUUACCUUCAUCAAGAACAUACCAUCACAGUCUCAGCAUUCCCGACCCCAACUGAGAGACAUUCCACCGAAGACAAGGAGCACUCCAGAGGCCACGCUGGUGGUCGACCUGGAGGAAACCCUGAUGUUCAGCUCUCUCAAUGUGAUCGAGGAUGCAGAGUACACCUUCCACACUGCUUUCCAAGACCAUCAGUACAAGGUGUACAUGAUCCUACGACCGCAUGUCAAGGAGUUUCUGCAGUCCAUGGCAAAAAUCUACGAGCUGUUUGUUUACACAUGUGCAAAGAAGGAAUACGCUGAGAAGAUACUGAACAUCCUGGACCCGCAAAGAAAACUAUUUCGACACCGUCUGUAUCAGGAUGACUGUGCCUGCGUUCUUGGCCACUACAUCAAAGAUCUCAACAUCCUGGGUAGGGAUCUCACCAAGACGGUCGUCCUGGACAACGCACCCCACACAUACCCGUACCAUCUGAUGAACACAAUUCCCAUCAAGAGCUGGUCCGGGGAGUCUGAGGACAGAGAGCUCCAGAAGCUCAUCCCCUCCAUGGAGAAACUGUCUACAGCGGAGGAUUUUCGGGAGGUGCUGAAGAAGAGGAAGGAUCACUUCCACCGGCUGCUUUCAGAGGACUAACAGGACUUCCCAACCCCCCUUCCUCACUUUAACUACAUUGUGACUUUGACAGCUCGUAUUUGCUUUCUUUAUGCUUUGGAUAAAAGCAGAAACCAGUUGGACCUCGCUAACCUGAAGCCUUUUGGUUUGUAGCGGACCUGCUCGCUCUCCUCUGUCCUCCCUGAUGACCUAAAAGGACGACAGAUCGGUAUUUCAAACAUGAUGCUGGUCGUUUGUCACCACAAAACCCCAUUUCUCCGAGACCCAUUCCACAGGGCAGUAAACUGCUACCCAGUGUUUGUGUAUAUUUACAAGACGAAACUUGAAAUGUGUUUAUAGAUUUUUUUUUUUAAUUUAUUGAUUAUAUUGCUAAUCAACUGCUAUCCUCUGUAUAUUUUACAUAUUCUUUUUAUGCAAUAAAAUCACCCAAAUAAUAAAUGGGAAGAAAAAGCA